Molecule: messenger RNA, 1815 nt
Organism: Owenia fusiformis
Lineage: Eukaryota; Metazoa; Annelida; Polychaeta; Sabellida; Oweniidae
Source: the annotation of a GenBank genome assembly
GCACCACAUGAAAACAUGACCACCAUUAUACUCCAGGUCUUAAACAUGGCCACAAUUACACUCCAGGUCUUAAACAUGACCACCAUUCUACUCCAAGUCUUAAACAUGACCACCAUUAUACUCCAAGUCUUAAACAUGACAGCCAUUAUACUCCAGGUCUUAAAUAUGACCACCAUUAUACCCCAGGUCUUAAACAUGACAACCAUUAUACUCCAGGUCUUAAAUAUGACCACCAUUAUACUCCAGGUCUUAAACAUGACCAACAUUAUACUCCAAGUCUAAAACAUGACCACCAUUCUACUCCAGGUCUUAAACAUGACCACCAUUAUACUCCAAGUCUUAAAACAUGACAACCAUUCUACUCCAAGUCUUAAACAUGACCACCAUUAUACUCCAAGUCUUAAACAUGACAACCAUUAUACUCCAGGUCUUAAACAUGACAACCAUUAUACUCCAGGUCUUAAAUAUGACCACCAUUAUACUCCAGGUCUUAAACAUGACCAACAUUACACUCCAAGUCUUAAACAUGACCACCAUUAUACUCCAGGUCUUACACAUGACCACCAUUAUACUCCAGGUCUUAAACAUGACCACCAUUAUAUUUCAGGUCUUAAACAUGACCAGCAUUAUACUCCAGGUCUUAAACAUGACCAGCAUUAUACUCCAGGUCUUAAACUUGACCACCAUUAUACUCCAGGUCUUAAACAUGACCAGCAUUAUACUCCAGGUCUUAAACAUGACCACCAUUAUACUCCAGGUCUUAAACAUUACCAGCAUAAUACUCCAGGUCUUAAACAUGACCACCAUUCUACUUCAGGUCUUAAACGUGACCACCAUUCUACUCCAGGUCUUAAACAUGACCACCAUUAUACUCCAGGUCUUAAACAUGACCACCAUUCUACUCCAGGUCUUAAACAUGACCACCAUUCUACUCCAGGUCUUAAACAUGACCACCAUUAUACUCCAGGUCUUAAACAUGACCAGCAUUAUACUCCAGGUCUUAAACAUGACCACCAUUCUAUUCCAGGUCUUAAACAUGACCACCAUUCUACUCCAGGUCUUAAACAUGACCACCAUUCUACUCCACGUCUUAAACAUGACCACCAUUAUACUCCAGGUUUUAAACAUGACCACCAUUAUACUCCAGGUCUUAAACAUGACCACCAUUAUACUCCAGGUUUUAAACAUGACCACCAUUAUACUCCAGGUCUUAAACAUGACCACCAUUAUACUCCACGUCUUAAACAUGACCACCAUUAUACUCCAAGUCUUAAACAUGACCACCAUUAUACUCCAGGUCUUAAACAUGACCACCAUUAUACUCCAGGUCUUAAACGUGACCACCAUUAUACUCCAGGUCUUAAACAUGACCACCAUUAUACUCCAAGUCUUAAACAUGACCACCAUUCUACUCCAGGUCUUAAACAUGACCACCAUUAUACUCCAAGUCUUAAACAUGACCACAUGUGGUGUGCAAAGUGGUGUUCAGAAUUUUAGAAUUUCAUGUUGGAUUACGGUACUCACAGCAUGACCAUUGUGACAUUUCAGCAGAAUAAGCAUGACCAUUGUGACAUUUCAACAGAAUAAGCAUGACCAUUGUGACAUUUCAACAGAAUAAGCAUGACCAUUGUGACAUUUCAACAGAAUAAGCAUGACCAUUGUGACAUUUCAGCAGAAUAAGCAUGACCAUUGUGACAUUUCAAAAGAAUAAGCAUGACCAUUGUGACAUUUCAACAGAAUAAGCAUGACCAUUGUGACAUUUUAACAGAAUAAGCAUGACCAUUGUGACAUUUCAACAGAAUAAGCAUGACCAUU